Paramecium octaurelia is the source of this 577-nucleotide messenger RNA. The record is from the annotation of a GenBank genome assembly. NCBI's taxonomy places the organism in Eukaryota, Ciliophora, Oligohymenophorea, Peniculida, Parameciidae.
UCGUCACUCUAUAUCUAAUAAUUCUUUAGUGUUCGCCUAACUCCCAGAAGGAGAAAAACGAUGAGAGCAAAUAAAUGUAGAGUAAAAUUCAAAUGCUUAGUUGAUUUUGAUCUAGUACAACUAUGAGUCUCAGUAGAGAGUGAAAUACAUUCAACGAUAAACUUAAUUGAUGAUAAUGAUGAUAUUAUAACUCAAAGGAAGACAUCUAGAAGAAUUCAAAUGAAAAUUCAAAUGAACAACAUUAAUUCAUUUGAGAUGCUAAAUCAACAAUCCUUAUUCACCAUAGAAGUGUUAAAAGUGACUAAUAAUGGUUUGGUAAUGGAUCACUUAUAUUUAUAAUACAAAGGAAAAAGUAUUAGUUAAGAAUAAGUUAUAUAUAAAAGAAAAUAAAAUCAGUAUGAGAAUUUAGGUUAAGAAUUUUUAAGAGUGCAAACCUCAAAUUAAAAUAUUUCUUUAUUACAAUAUUAUGCUGCUGCUUGAAAACACUAUGAGAUGUUUUGAAAAUAUAUGUAUUAUAUUUGAACAGACUUUCUAAUCGAGUUCUCCUAUUUAGUUGCAUUGAAUUUUGAUUCUAAAA